Serpula lacrymans var. lacrymans S7.9 is the source of this 522-nucleotide messenger RNA. RefSeq lists its product as uncharacterized. The record is from RefSeq and is a predicted model, not a curated record. The transcript is spliced from 8 exons. NCBI's taxonomy places the organism in Eukaryota, Fungi, Basidiomycota, Agaricomycetes, Boletales, Serpulaceae. The coding region runs from base 1 to 522 and encodes 173 amino acids.
AUGUCUGGAUGCUUUUACUUAGACCAGCCUACAUAUUACUUGCUGUGUCUAAAUGAACUUGAAGUCUUGAAAGUCAGCAAAAGUCUGGGCCGCAAAGCUACUAGUCUUAGUAGCAUAAUUUCCAGUGGGUCAGCAGGAAAAUACCAUGGUGGAGAUGCAAUUGUGGCGCUGAGCAAGUCCAAGUGCCCUCUAGAUGGGUACAAUAGUUGGCAGCCCGAGGUCUUUGAUUCUCAGAAUAUCAUUGAUAACUGCCCCUUAAUGCCUGCCUUGAAUAACAAGUCACACCAAUUUCUUAUUCUCCAAACUGAACUUUUGCUGCCAAAUCCUAAGAUCAGAAAGAUCAGAACAGCAUUAGGAGACAAGUCAUGGGAUGAUUUGUUGCAUAGUAGCCUUCUCAUUUUGGUGACACCUGGUACUAUUGCAUACAUAGCUACACAAGCAUUAAAUUCUACAGCAGUCCAGGGCAGCAGAUACCCAGUGAGCGGACGACUAUUGGCCGAUGAUCAGGCAACAAGUGGGUGA